Acanthosepion pharaonis is the source of this 1380-nucleotide messenger RNA. The record is from the annotation of a GenBank genome assembly. NCBI's taxonomy places the organism in Eukaryota, Metazoa, Mollusca, Cephalopoda, Sepiida, Sepiidae.
AUGGAACGUCAACUGGCCGGCGACAGUUGUCUGCAGAUGUGUACCCCGGGUGCCGUAUCGCGUUCAUAUUGUAUGAGGUCCCAAAUCGCCAACCCGCACGUUUCCCUGAGAAAGGCAUGUAUUUACUUUCGUUCUCAUGUUAACCCCCCUCUCUAUCUUUACACACUAACAGUUUAUUCUCACUCUAAUCUCCGACACUCUUCAUUUCCACUCUCUCUAAUAUAUCACUCAUUUUCUUGUCUCCAAAUCUCUCUUUACUCUCUUUCUAUCGGCUUGUAUUGUUUAUUCGCUUAUAUCUCGCUAAUUUCCCUCACUAUAUACACUUACUCUCUUUACUCUCCCCCUCUUCCUAGUUUUUUAUUGCCUAGUCAUUCUUCUUUCUUUCUUUAUUCUAUUGUAACUCUCUCUUUAAAACCUUUCUCUGCCUCUUUUUCUUUAUCUUUUCAUUGCCAACUCGCUUCUCACUUUUCUGUUUUUAUUUUUCUUCUCUUUCUUUCUGUUUCUUUCUCUUUUUCUGUGUUUUCUUUCUUCUCUCUUUUGUCGCUUAACAGUCUCCUUCACUGUCUAUUAGCCUCUCUAUUUACUCACUCUUUUCUUUCUCCCCCCCUCUCUCUCUCUCUCUCUCAUUCCUCUCUCUGUAGUUCUUCAUUGUCCCGUCUCUACAUCGAUUUCUCUCUCUCCCUCAAUCCCUCCCUCCCUCACGUUCUCUCUCUCUCUACUCAUUCUCCUUAUACUCAUUAUCGUCUCUCUUUAAUUUAUUUUCUCUCUCUUUACUCUAUCACCCAUGUUUUCUCUCUUUUCAUUGUCUACUCCCCACCUCCUCAUUUCUUGCUUUUUUAUUGCCUACAUGUCUCUCUCUUUACUCAUUCUAGUUUCUCUCUCUCUCUCUGUACUUCUUUAUCUACUCUACUCUUUUUCUCUUUACUCUCUUUCUCUCACGUCCCUCUAAUUAGUUACCUAUCUUCUCUCUCUCUCUUUCUCUCUCAUUGGCCCCCCUCUCUCUCCUUUUUGUCUACUGACUCUUUAGUUACUUAUUUCUCUUUCUUCAGCUCUUCAUUAUUGACUUUCUUUACUCACUCUCUCUCUCCUCCCUCUUUAAUUUAUUACCUCUCCUUAAUCUCCUUUGUCUUCCUCUCCCGUUAUAUCUCUUUUCAGUAUCUACUCCUCUCUUCCUUUUUCUCUCUUUAUUACCUCUUGUCUCUCUUUCUCUAUCUGUUUAUCUCACACUCUGUUUCUAGCUCUUCAGUGUCUCUUCUCCUUUCCUCUCUUUAUUCACUCUUGUCUCCCUUUCUCUAUAAGAUUACAUAUGCGAGUUGCUUCUUUCGCGCCACAAGUAGAGACUCGCUGUCUGCUGCUUGCCUCUUUCAUCCAUCCAAAUAG